This is a messenger RNA of Histoplasma mississippiense, 399 nucleotides long. RefSeq lists its product with no specific name. The transcript is spliced from 2 exons. Gene Ontology annotation, molecular function: fatty acyl-CoA hydrolase activity. The coding region runs from base 1 to 399 and encodes 132 amino acids. The record is from RefSeq and is a predicted model, not a curated record. Lineage: Eukaryota; Fungi; Ascomycota; Eurotiomycetes; Onygenales; Ajellomycetaceae.
AUGGGUACCAACAAAGAAAAAACCCCUUGGGACAAGAUUCAGUCCUUCCUCAGCACCGCUUCCGCCUACCCUGAGACCUCCAGUUGGGAUGCGUCAUGUAUGAAGGCCGUCAAGCUCGUCAAAGUCGAGCCGAGCACCGUCGAAUUCGAAUUCACAGUGACAGGGCGAAUGUGCAAUUCGCUGGGAAUAUUACACGGCGGCUGCUCAACGACGAUUCUGGACGUGCUAACGUCGGCAGCAGUGCUGUCAGUUCCCGGUAGCGACCCGACGCUUUCGACGCUCAGUCGGACAUUGACAGUGACGUUUCUGAGGCCUAUACCGGUGGGUACAAAGGUGAGGGUCGUGGUUCGGUUGGUGGCUGCGGGAAAGAAAGAGGUAGAAAACAUCUGGUCCUAUUGA